This is a messenger RNA of Meriones unguiculatus (Mongolian gerbil), 2908 nucleotides long. RefSeq names its product adrenoceptor beta 1 (gene Adrb1). Gene Ontology annotation, biological process: adenylate cyclase-activating adrenergic receptor signaling pathway; positive regulation of heart rate by epinephrine-norepinephrine; norepinephrine-epinephrine-mediated vasodilation involved in regulation of systemic arterial blood pressure. Bases 256 to 1647 code for a protein of 463 amino acids. The transcript has a single exon. NCBI's taxonomy places the organism in Eukaryota, Metazoa, Chordata, Mammalia, Rodentia, Muridae. Gene Ontology annotation, cellular component: membrane. Gene Ontology annotation, molecular function: beta1-adrenergic receptor activity. The record is from RefSeq and is a predicted model, not a curated record.
AGAAACAUGCUGAGGUCCCGGCGGCUCUUCCAGCAGCGGCAGCGGCUCCAGCAGCAGCGGCGGCGGCGGCGGCGGAGACAGCGCUCGGCUCCGGCGGAGGAGGCGCCCGGCGUCCAUGCCUCCGGCCCCGGGCCGCGGCUGCCCUGACCCGGCCUCGACCACCCCGCACGGGCCCCGCAGUCCCGGCUCCCGGGGUGCUCCCCGGCCGCGGCCCGGCCCCGCCACACCCCCCGCCCCCGGCCUCCGCAGCUCGGCAUGGGCGCGGGGGCGCUCGCCCUGGGCGCCUCCGAACCCUGCAACCUGUCGUCGGCCGCGCCGCUGCCCGACGGCGCGGCCACCGCGGCGCGGCUGCUGGUGCUCGGGUCGCCGCCCGCCUCGCCGCUGCCGCCGGCCGACGAGGACUCGGCGCCCCUGUCGCAGCAGUGGACCGCGGGCAUGGGCCUGCUGCUGGCCUCCAUCGUGCUGCUCAUCGUGCUGGGCAACGUGCUGGUAAUCGUGGCCAUCGCCAAGACCCCGCGGCUGCAGACGCUCACCAACCUCUUCAUCAUGUCCCUAGCCAGCGCCGACCUGGUCAUGGGGCUGCUGGUGGUGCCCUUCGGGGCCACCAUCGUAGUGUGGGGCCGCUGGGAGUACGGCUCCUUCUUCUGCGAGCUCUGGACCUCGGUGGACGUGCUGUGCGUGACGGCCAGCAUCGAGACCCUGUGUGUCAUCGCCCUGGACCGCUACCUCGCCAUCACGUCUCCCUUUCGCUACCAGAGCCUGCUGACGCGCGCGCGCGCGCGGGCCCUCGUGUGCACCGUGUGGGCCAUCUCGGCCCUGGUGUCCUUCCUGCCCAUCCUCAUGCACUGGUGGCGGGCCGAGAACGACGAGGCGCGCCGCUGCUACAACGACCCCAAGUGCUGCGACUUCGUCACCAACCGGGCCUACGCCAUCGCCUCGUCCGUCGUCUCCUUCUACGUGCCCCUGUGCAUCAUGGCCUUCGUGUACCUGCGCGUGUUCCGCGAGGCCCAGAAGCAGGUGAAGAAGAUCGACAGCUGCGAGCGCCGCUUCCUCGGCGGCCCCGCCCGGCCGCCCUCGCCCGCGCCGUCGCCGGGGCCACCGCGCCCCGCGGACCCGCUGGCCAACGGGCGCUCCAGCAAGCGGCGGCCGUCGCGCCUCGUGGCCCUGCGCGAGCAGAAGGCGCUCAAGACGCUGGGCAUCAUCAUGGGCGUGUUCACGCUGUGCUGGCUGCCCUUCUUCCUGGCCAACGUGGUGAAGGCCUUCCACCGCGACCUGGUGCCCGACCGCCUCUUCGUCUUCUUCAACUGGCUGGGCUACGCCAACUCGGCCUUCAACCCCAUCAUCUACUGCCGCAGCCCCGACUUCCGCAGGGCCUUCCAGCGCCUGCUGUGCUGCGCGCGCCGGGCCGCCCGCCGCCGCCGCGCCGCCCGCGGGGACCGGCCCCGCGCCUCGGGCUGCCUGGCGGGGGCCGGGCCGCCGCCGUCCCCCGGCGCGCCCUCGGACGACGACGGCGACGACGAGGCCACGCCGCCCGCGCGCCUGCUGGAGCCCUGGGCGGGCUGCAACGGCGGGGCGCCGGCCGCGGACAGCGACUCGAGCCUGGACGAGCCGGGGCGCCGGGGCUUCUCCUCCGAGUCCAAGGUGUAGCGGGCCAGGCUGCCCGGCCCCGAGGCCCGGACGCGGGUCCCCCGAGCGGGAGAGUCCCCGCCGGGGCGCCCCGGGCAGGGGGCAUCUGUUUACUCCAGACCCACGGCAGGCGAACCCACACACCCUUUCAGUCGGAGGGCCCCGGACCCUCCGCUGCGCGGAAAGGAAAGUUUGGGAGCAGCUGGCGAGAGCGGCUUUCGGAUUUUGUCUUGGGUUCCUUUCUCUCGGCGGUUUGGCCGUCUGUGUGUAUUCCUAACCCACCUUUAGGCAUUUCCCCCCCAGGUGGGUUUUGACAUUUUCUGCCAGGACCCGAGUGGCAGGGAGGAGGGGGUGAACGGAGCCUGUCACCUGGCCUUCCGGUACCACACCUAGGAACCGAAGCAGGCAGCUCCGGUUUGGGGUAGGGGUGGGGGCGGCGAUAAUUGGCCAGAAAGCGUUUCCUUUUGCUUUCUAAAGAAAUCGCAUAUUAAUUCCGGAGCCCUGAUGUCUCCUGUUCUUAAAGCAAAGGGAAAAGAUGGAUGCGAAGCAGACACAAAAUCUGCUUUCGAGAACCUUUCAACUCUCGCUCUCUUCCGGAGGGCAGACCCCGUCCCCUGCCUCGGUGUCCUGCUAAGGCUUCUCUACCUCACGCUGUGCGCACUGCACAGCAAGCCUGAAAGACUUGUUUAUAUUAAACAGCUUAUUUAUGUAUCAAUAUUAGCUGGAAGGACCAGGCGCUGAGUCUCUCUGUGUGACUCUGUCAGCUGAAGAUAGGACAGGGGGGGAAAAAAAAAGAAAGAGAGGAAACAGUUGAGAUUAUUAUUGCACAUGUGGCUAAAAACAAAGGCGAUAAAAAGGCAGUGGCUGAAAAUGCCGCUUUGCACAGUGUUAGGCAUUGUAAAGUCCAUAGAAGUUGUUAACUUGCACAAAAAAUUAAAUAUUUUUAAUGGGACGGGGAGGUGGGCAGAUCCUAAAAACCUAAAAUAAAAUUCAAACUCAGUUUCUCUUGUCUAAAUGUUAUUGAGGUAAUGAUUUAUUGAAAUAUUACUUUUUAUACUCUUAUCAUGGUACUGUAACUGUAUCCAUAUUAUAAAUAUUAUUAUCUUACAUAUUUUUAUUAUUUUUUAUGUCCAAGUGCCCACGUGAAUCUGCUGGUAAAAUUUAGCACUCAUGUGUAUAUUCUAUUUCCUCUUGUGUGUGUGACCAAGUAUUUAUACUCUGGUGCAACUAGCUACUGUGUGAGGAAUUGGUCAGUGUGCAAUAAAACACCCGUGCCACACAA